Molecule: messenger RNA, 1983 nt
Organism: Rhea pennata
Lineage: Eukaryota; Metazoa; Chordata; Aves; Rheiformes; Rheidae
Gene: SLC28A1
Product: solute carrier family 28 member 1
Exons: 17
Coding region: 1-1983 (660 amino acids)
Biological process (GO): nucleoside transmembrane transport
Cellular component (GO): plasma membrane
Molecular function (GO): nucleoside:sodium symporter activity
Source: RefSeq, a predicted model, not a curated record
AUGGAAGAUAACCAGAUAACUCUGGUCAACCUUGAGAAAGGCUUGGACAACCCAGCUUUCAGCUCCCAGGGGGAGGAGGGGCUCCGUGAAGAACCUGAUGAUCCAUAUGGGAAGACCAAGGAGGAGAGGGGAAGAGAAGGGAAAGGCAGAUACUCCUCUUACUGGAGGAAGGCCGUGCACCCGGCAUCCAAGGCAAAGCAUUUCUGUAAGGCUCAUGCCAAGGCAAUACGGAAGGUCAUCUUGGGAGUCCUUUGUGUAGCCUACCUGUGCUACUUUGCUGCAGCCUGUUGGCUCAACUUCCAGCGAGCCCUCGCCUUGGUUGUUAUGACUGCUCUGGUUGUCUUCUUCAUGUGCUGGAGUCUCUUCCAGAAGCACUGUGGGGCAAAGGUAUUGCAGCUCCUCAGACCCUGUCGGAAAUGCUUCCAAAAGUCCUGGCCGUGGCUGAAAUGGCUGCUGUGUGUGGUCCUCCUGGGCGGUCUGGUUGCAUGGCUGGUUUUGGACACCUCCAGAAAUCCGGAACAGCUUGUCUCAUUUGCUGGUCUCUGCUUUUUGGUUCUGUUCCUGUUUGCCUGCUCAAAGCACCACAGCGCAGUGUCCUGGAGAGCAGUUUUCUGGGGCCUUGUCCUGGAAUUUUUACUUGGGCUCUUCAUCCUCCGAACAACCCCUGGCAUCCAAGCAUUCCAGUGGCUGGGUGACCAGAUCCAGUUCUUCCUGAAUUACACUACAGCUGGCUCCAGCUUCGUCUUUGGGAACACGCUCAUUGGAGAAAUCUUUGCCUUUCAGACUCUGCCCAUCAUUGUUUUCUUCAGCUGUGUCAUGUCCAUCCUCUACUACCUCGGCAUCAUGCAGUGGCUCAUUCUCAAGAUCUCCUGGGUGCUUCAGGUCUCGAUGGGUACCACUGCCACUGAGACCCUGAGUGUGGCAGGAAACAUUUUUGUGGGACAGACUGAAUCCCCGCUGCUCAUCCGCCCAUACCUUGCAGACAUGACGAGUUCGGAAAUCCAUGCUGUGAUGACUGGUGGCUUUUCCACCAUAGCAGGCAGUGUGAUGGGAGCCUACAUUUCUUUUGGGAUAGACGCAGCGUCGCUGAUUGCAGCCUCCGUGAUGGCUGCACCCUGCGCUCUCGCCAUGUCCAAACUUGUCUACCCUGAAGUUGAAGAGUCCAAGUUCAAGGGCAAAGAAAACAUCCGCCUUUCCUGUGGGGAGGAGCGGAACAUCCUGGAAGCUGCUGGCAAUGGGGCUGCUGCCUCCGUGGGGCUUGUGGCUAACAUCGCAGCCAACCUCAUUGCUUUCUUGGCAGUGCUGGAGUUUAUCAAUGCCACAUUGCGCUGGUUUGGGGAGAUGGUGGACAUCGAGGGGCUCUCCUUCCAGGUGAUCUGCUCCUAUGUCCUCAUGCCAGUGGCCUUUCUCAUGGGGGCAGACUGGGCAGACUCGCCGCUGGUGGCUGAGCUCUUGGGGAUCAAGAUCUUCUUGAACGAGUUUGUGGCAUACCAGCAGCUGGCCACGUACAAGAAGAACCGACUGUCAGGCCUGGAAGAGUGGGAUGGGACCCGGAAGCAAUGGAUAUCUGAGCGAGCUGAGAGCAUCACCACCUUUGCACUCUGUGGAUUUGCCAACCUCAGCUCCAUCGGGAUCAUGCUGGGAGGCCUGACCUCCAUGGUACCCCAGCGCAAGGGUGACUUUGCCUCCAUAGUGCUGCGAGCCCUGCUCACCGGCAUCUGCGUCUCCAUGCUCAACGCUUGCCUAGCAGGCCUCCUUUACGUGCCAACAGAGAUGAGUGACUGCGUGACGUUCCUCAGCAACACCAACUUCAGCUCCACCAGCUAUGCCAUAUACACAUGCUGCAAGCAGCUCUUUGCCAGCUCAUUGCUUGAGGAGAAUGGGAACCUUUCCUUCACGGGUCCCUGGGCAGGGGUGGAGGAGACCAUGCCAUGCCUAAUCCAGUGCUGUGGACACUACAACCACACAGCAUGUGCAGACUGA